Messenger RNA from Schistosoma turkestanicum, 2117 nucleotides. The record is from the annotation of a GenBank genome assembly. NCBI's taxonomy places the organism in Eukaryota, Metazoa, Platyhelminthes, Trematoda, Strigeidida, Schistosomatidae.
UAUGUAUUUUAUGUGGCACACACAGAUCUUAUGAAUAGAUAGAUACUAAUAUAUACCAAUUAAUAAUGUACAAAGUAGUAUGGAGACAAUUAUCUGAGUUGAUCCGUGUAAUUGAAACUGAAACUAAUGGACAAGCUAAGAUUUUAUCAUGGGAUAAUAAUAAUAAUAAUUCAAAUCAGUCAGAUGAAAUUCCAUUUCAUGUGAAAAUCUCUCCAAAUGAAGGAUUAUACGCUCAUGCUGAAUUUGAAUUUGAGAUCAUAAUUCGUCUGGAACAUUAUGGAGAAACUCCAGUUGUCCGUUGCUUGAGUCAUAUAUAUCAUCCAAAUAUUGAAGAUUAUGAUAUUGGUGGAGCUGUUUGCCUUAAUUUACUGCAUAAUUGGACGAUUGAAAUGGGCUUGAAAUCUAUCAUUGAUGGUUUGUUAUUUCUAUUCUAUGAACCAAACGAGCAAGAUCCAAUUAAUGAGCGUUUUAUUAUACCAUCUGGAUUGAGUUUUCAACAAGCUGUUAUUGAAUCGUUACAAGGAGGCAGUUAUUCACAUUAUUCUGGAUUGCCAAACAAAGCUUGGUGUAUAUGGUAUGAGAAAAAUAAAACCAUGGAACAACACAAUUCCAUUAAAAUCAAUGAGAAAAUGCAUCAAUCACAAACAUAUAUAAAACAAAACUAUAAUCAAUAUCUUGGAUAUGAUGUUCAUAACGUUACGAUUAAUCAGCAUCAACACCAAAAUAAUGAUGAACAACAAUAUGACUGUGAAAAUUCUGGUAGUCCAAAUGAGAGUUCAUCUGUUACAUCAGAUAAACAAAAAAUAACACCACUGCAAGGUCAUCACAACAAAACAGACACUACGCCAUCAUCUCUUAUUGCCUCUGUCAAUUCAUUAUCAACUUUAACAGUACAGGAAGAAGAAGAAGAAGAAGACGAAAACGACGAAGAAGCAGAACAAAUUUUUCACUCAUAUUUAAAUAGAAACGAAGAGAUGAAUACAAAGAAGAAGAUAACAAACAACAAUCGAUCUGUGCUUAAUGAUGUUCCUUUGUUUACUAUAAAUUUGAAAGAAAUUACAAUUAUAUGGACAAAUAUAGAGAAACCAAUAAACAUUACUUAUUAUUUUAUGGAAACAUGUAAUCAUGCAUGGAAUAAUUAUUUUGAACAUAAAUACUAUGGUCAUUUAAACAUUGGAUUAUCUGAUAUUUUUACUACACACUUAUACCAAAAAUCCAUCUGUCAAUCUAUCAAUUUUAUAGAUGAAUAUUUGAUGAAAACACAAAUCGAUUACAAUAAAACUCCUAUAGACUUCAAUAAUUGUAAUAAUCUGAUUAAUUCUAUUAUUGAUCAAAAUAUGAUUAAUAAUAUAGGGACAAUGUAUUUACAAAAUUGUAAUUCAAUGAAAUGGAUGCUUUAUACAACAAGAUGGCCUUCUUUUCUUGUUCCAGGUAGAAUGUUGACUGAAAAUUUCUUAAAACCGAAUUGGGCAUCACCGUUUCGACGUGCUUCGACCAAACAAUUAUUCGAAGAUAUAAACCGUUAUAUACUGGGUGUUGAAUGGGCUCAUUCAAGUCAAAUAUUCAUAAUCGAUCCUUUGGCCUUAUCACCAUUUUCGCCGAUAGCUCUUCGAAUCAUCUAUGAUCACAAUGAACAUCAUGCUGAGAAAUGGAUAUACGUCUCCGAAUGGUUAUCACCUUGGUAUUCAAGUAUAAUUUCUACAACUGAAAAAAAACGAGAUAGAUUUCCCGGGGUUUCAAUCUUCUGUUGGUUAGCCCUCAUUUCAAACUGGAUUAAUUAUUUAUCUCGAUAUGAAUUAUAUCAUACUUGUCUUGGUUACUCACGUCCUGAAACAACAGUCUUUUCUAAAGCAUGCAGAUUAACAGAGCCAUUUGGUACGUGUUACACUUUUUCGCAUUCUCUAACAUGUGGUCAAAUAAGUUUAUUUGAUGGAUGGAUAUUAUGGUUGAGUAGUUUAUUGAUGCAACAAAUUACUAAAUUCUCAGUUAAAUUAUUAGAUUACAUUAAUAAAAAAUAUAUUAAGUGUCUACCAGUAUGUCGUUUAUCUUCAACUUAUAAUCCACUUAAUGGCUCUUCUACAGCUAUAUAUGUCUUCACAGAUGUUGAUGAAAUUUAA